Messenger RNA from Alnus glutinosa, 4295 nucleotides. Its product is annotated as probable phospholipid-transporting ATPase 8. Gene Ontology annotation, cellular component: plasma membrane. The record is from RefSeq and is a predicted model, not a curated record. Gene Ontology annotation, biological process: phospholipid translocation. The transcript is spliced from 11 exons. Gene Ontology annotation, molecular function: ATPase-coupled intramembrane lipid carrier activity; magnesium ion binding; ATP binding. Bases 622 to 4176 code for a protein of 1184 amino acids. NCBI's taxonomy places the organism in Eukaryota, Viridiplantae, Streptophyta, Magnoliopsida, Fagales, Betulaceae.
UCACCCAAAGCUCACUUUUUCUUACAUUCUCUCUCUCUCUCUCUCUCUACAAUUCAGCUGAACUCUGCAAGGAAGAGAUCUCUGCAACUUCACAUAAAAGCAAGGAAUUCUCGGAGAGACCAGGCUGUUGGGUUUCCCAAAGAAUAUUGGCCAGAUAAGUUUAGUUAUAUUAGCGGCAAAGUAGGAGUAAAACAAGCCUGUUUUGUCGGUGUCAGUGUAUGGAGCUUGAUGCUAUACUUCGUUCGCACUUUCGAUGUUGGGUUAUAUCUCACAACCAAAGCAUUCAAAGAUCAGGAGCUUAUCAAGGUGUAAUCUUUAGAAUGAAUGCAUGAAUCGCGUCUCAGUAGAAUUGGUGUAAAUUAGUAUUUUUGUCUCUUUUCCUGUGUUUUGUAUUUCAUUUUGUUGAUGAUUUAAUUCUAUAUGCAUUGGGGGUACAUGAAUAUUUCCAUAUUGCAACUAAUAAGAAUUUGAGUUUAGAGAAGUAGCUGUGAGUUUGUGACUUAUUUGGUUGUUCUGGAGAGGGAAAAGAGAAAUGUGGAUGGUGAGGUGAGGGGGGUUUGAUAGCUUAUUGGUUUUCUUUGGGAAAAAAGGAGGAGACCCAUUUGUUGUUGAGGUGUAAAAAUGCCAGAAGGGCGGAGGAGAGGGAUACAUUUUAGCAAAAUCUAUUCAUUUGCUUGUUGUCGGUCGAAGUUCGAAGAACAGCAUGCCCAAAUUGGGAAGAGAGGGUACUCGAGGGUAGUGUAUGUUAAUGAUCCGGAUAAUCCCGAGGCAGUUCAGUCGAAGUACAGGGGAAAUUAUGUGUCCACUACUAAGUAUACGUUGGCUAAUUUUGUUGCCAAGUCUUUGUUUGAGCAGUUUAGGAGGGUUGCAAAUAUGUACUUUCUUGUUGUGGCUUGCGUUUCAUUUAGUCCUUUGGCACCUUAUUCAGCACUUAGUGUUCUUGGACCAUUGUUACUGGUGAUUGGAGCUACUAUGGCCAAGGAAGGCGUGGAAGAUUGGAGACGAAGAAUGCAGGAUAAAGAGGCAAAUAAUCAAAAGGUAAAAGUGUAUGGUAGAAAUUAUACGUUCAAUGAGACGAAAUGGAUGAAACUUCGAGUUGGUGAUCUCAUAAAGGUGUGCAAGGAUGAAUACUUCCCUGCUGAUUUAAUUCUGCUUUCAUCAAGCUAUGCGGAUGGGAUUUGUUAUGUUGAGACUAUGAACCUUGAUGGAGAGACUAAUUUAAAAUUGAAGCAUUCCUUGGAGGUGACAUCCCAUCUUUGUGAUGAAAAAUCCUUCCAAAAAUUUAGAGCAGUGAUCAAGUGUGAGGACCCUAAUGAACAUUUAUAUUCAUUUGUUGGAACUUUGUGCUAUGAUGGCAAAGAAUACCCACUUUCCUUAAAAAAUAUGCUUUUAAGAGAUUCUAAGCUUAAAAACACUGAAUAUAUUUACGGUGUCGUGGUUUUUACGGGACAUGAUACAAAAGUGAUGCAGAAUGCUAUAGAUCCUCCUUCGAAGAGAAGUAAAAUUGAGAAGAAAAUGGAUAAGAUAAUCUACGUACUUUUCAGUGUUCUGAUAUUGAUAGCUUUUGUUGGAUCUGUGUUUUUCGGAAUUGAAACCAAAAAAGAUAUUAGUGAUGGAAGGUAUAGAAGGUGGUAUCUUCGUCCAGAUGAUACAACUGUGUUUUUUGACCCCAAAAGAGCAUUACUUUCUGCCUUUCUUCACUUCUUAACAGCCCUUAUGUUGUAUGGAUACCUUAUACCGAUAUCUUUAUAUGUAUCCAUUGAGAUUGUGAAGGUUUUACAGAGUAUUUUCAUUAACCAAGAUCAGGAUAUGUAUCAUGAAGAAACAGAAAGGCCAGCACAAGCUCGCACUUCUAAUUUGAAUGAGGAACUUGGUCAGGUGGAUACAAUACUGUCUGACAAAACAGGCACUUUGACAUGUAAUUCCAUGGAGUUUGUUAAAUGUUCAAUAGCAGGCACUGCUUAUGGCCAUGGUAUGACAGAAGUGGAGAGGGCACUGGCGAGGAGGAGGGGGGAUGCACUGCCUGAAGCUAGUGAUGUAUUAUCUGAUGUACAAGGCCAUGAUGGUGAUCCUGUGGACUCCAGAAAGUCAAUUAGGGGUUUCAACUUUAGAGAUGAACGCAUCAUGAAUGGGAAGUGGGUUAAGGAACCUCAUUCAGAUAUCAUACAGAAAUUCUUUCGGGUCUUAGCAAUAUGUCAUACUGCUAUUCCUGAGGAAAAUAAAGGGGCAGGAGAAAUUUCAUAUGAAGCUGAGUCACCGGAUGAAGCAGCUUUUGUCAUAGCAGCGAGGGAGAUUGGCUUUGAGUUUUUUAAAAGGACGCAAUCAAGCAUAUGGUUGUGGGAGUUAGAUUAUGAGACCAGCAAUAGGGUUGUCAGAAAAUAUGAGGUUCUUCAAGUCUUAGAGUUUAGUAGUUCUCGCAAAAGAAUGUCCGUAAUUGUAAGAAAUGAAGAAAAUCAGUUGUUGCUCCUUUGCAAGGGGGCGGACAGUGUAAUGUUUGGAAGGCUUUCAAAAGACGGGCGGCUUUUUGAGUCUCAAACCAAGGAUCACAUUAAAAAAUAUGCCGAAUCCGGACUACGAAUCAUGGUAACUGCAUACCGUGAGCUGGGUGAAGAGGAAUAUAGACCAUGGGAAGAAAAGUUUCAAAAGGCCAAAACAUCUCUCAUUGCAGACCGUGAUAUAUCGGUAGAUGAACUUGCUAAUGAGGUUGAAAGGGAUUUGACUCUUCUUGGCGCUACAGCCAUUGAAGACAAACUACAAAAGGGGGUUCCUGAAUGUAUUGAGAAACUUGCCCAAGCUGGAAUUAAGAUAUGGGUAUUAACUGGUGAUAAAAUGGAAACAGCUGUUAAUGUUGGGUAUGCUUGUAGUUUACUUAGACAAGAUAUGAAACAAAUUGUGAUCACCCUUGAUUCGCCAGAUAUUGAUGCCUUGGAAAAACUAGGAGAUAAGGAUGCCAUUGCACAGGCUUCAUUCAAAAGCAUAGGGAAGCAAAUUAGUGAAGGAAUAUCUCAGAUAAAUUCAGUUGAAGAAAGUGCUGAGUUUGGCCUAAUAAUUGAUGGAAAGUCCUUGGAGCAUUCUCUGAAAAAGAAUGUGGAGAAGUCAUUCUUUGAUCUUGCAAAAAAAUGUUCUUCCGUUAUAUGCUGCCGAUCUUCACCCAAGCAGAAAGCUCUUGUCACGAGAUUGGUAAAAUUGGAAACGGGUAAGACAACACUCUCUAUUGGUGAUGGGGCAAAUGAUGUUGGCAUGCUUCAAGAGGCCGAUAUUGGAGUUGGCAUUAGUGGCGUUGAAGGGAUGCAGGCAGUGAUGGCAAGUGAUUUUUCAAUAGCGCAAUUCCGUUUUCUAGAACGUUUGUUGCUGGUACAUGGCCAUUGGUGUUACAGGCGAAUAUCAAUGAUGAUAUGCUACUUCUUUUACAAGAACAUAGCAUUUGGGUUUACUCUAUUUUGGUUUGAGGCCUAUGCUUCUUUCUCUGGUCAACCUGCAUAUAAUGAUUGGUACAUGUCAUUUUACAAUGUCUUCUUCACCUCGCUUCCUGUAAUUGCUCUUGGUGUUUUCGACCAGGAUGUUUCUGCACGAUUUUGCCUCAAGUACCCUAUUCUAUAUUUAGAGGGAGUAGAGAACCUCCACUUCAGCUGGCCCCGUAUACUUGGUUGGAUGUUUAAUGGAGUGAUAAGCUCCAUAAUAAUCUUCUUCUUCACAACCAAGUCGAUGAUUAACCAGGCCUUCCGAAGAGAUGGUCAAGUUGUUGACUUUGAGGUCCUCGGGGUCACAAUGUACACGUGUGUCGUGUGGGCUGUAAACUGCCAAAUGGCACUCUCCGUCAACUACUUCACUUGGAUCCAGCACCUCUUCAUCUGGGGCAGCAUCGCCUUCUGGUAUAUAUUCUUAGUCAUUUAUGGUUCUCUCCCGCCGAAUGUAUCAACGACAGCAUAUCGGGUUUUUACAGAAGCUUGUGCUCCAAGUGCUCUUUAUUGGUUGGUCACCCUUUUUGUUGUCAUUUGCACUUUGUUACCUUUGUUCUCUUAUAGAGCUUUCCAAACGCGAUUUAAACCAACGUACCUUGACAUAAUACAAAGAAAAAGGUUAGAAGACUUGGAGACUCAGAACUCUUCUGAAACUAGGCCAUUCAAGCAAAAACUACAUCGUCUUAGGGAGAGAUUGAGGCAGAGGGAAUUGUGAAAAACACACAACAUUUCUAAGCUUAUGUGAAACUGUGGAUAUUCGGUGUCUGUAUAUUGAAGAACAUCAUCUUUGUUCUGUACUGUGAAUGUACAUUGAAGGGAUUCUAUUUUUUUCAA